Lineus longissimus is the source of this 4921-nucleotide messenger RNA. Its product is annotated as LON peptidase N-terminal domain and RING finger protein 3-like. The transcript is spliced from 10 exons. The record is from RefSeq and is a predicted model, not a curated record. Bases 763 to 3084 code for a protein of 773 amino acids. Gene Ontology annotation, molecular function: ubiquitin protein ligase activity; protein binding. Lineage: Eukaryota; Metazoa; Nemertea; Pilidiophora; Heteronemertea; Lineidae.
GCCUGCAUUGAGGGAAUAAGUAUGUAUCGAGUUAAAUGGCCUGAUCAGGAUGACUGAUGUACUCUAAACCAGUAAUGGGCUGAUUGUGCCUAUGUCCUUGGGAUUGGGAAUUACUGGUUGUGACAUUGUCCUCGUUUUGAUGGACGUGAUAUAAUUGGUGUUGUUCUUAAUUGAUGUUUGAAAAGCUGGUGAUCAUUUUUUAAUUUUGUCUGGUGGUUAAUGACUACGAUGCAAAUUAAAAAUUUUAUUUGGUGAACCGCCCCACCGAAAAAAAUGGGGAACGGAGAACGCUGAAUUCUGCCUCGCCAUGUUAUUGAAAAUGAAAUUCCUUCAUUAUAACCUACCCCCUUGGUAAAGAUAUUUCUUGUGAUAAUGAAAAGCUACAUAUAAGAUAUACAGUAAAAUACAAUCAUAUAUUUUGAACAAAAAUGCGUUAGAAGAGUUACAGUUUAUGCUUCUACAUAUCUAUUCACUUUUUGCAUAUAUAUUACUGCAUGUUGCAGAAAGCUAAUUUCAUGCGGAGGGCUUGCAUUUGUAAGUUGGAAGAGUGUGUUUAUUCGACAAGCCAAUCAGACUCGCGGAAAUUCACACGUGGUACCUUACGAAACUUCAAUGUAUAUGUAAGUAUAUUACAUGUAUUACAUGACACACAUGACACAUGGAUUUGAUCGCUCCGCUCUCGUUCACCCCAAUUUAUCUGAUAAUUUCUUCUUUACUGAAUAAUUCCUCUCAUUAGGACUGCCUAGGCUGUUUGGGAAUGAUAUGGCAGAAACGCUUGAACUAGCAAAAGAGGCAUUUGCCACCCGAAAUUUUGAUCUUGCGGCAGAAAUCUACGAACGUCGUCUGACAAGUGGUCCUGAUAUGAAAAUAUACUUGGCUUUGGGAGACUGCUAUUCGAAAACUGGUGAUUUCAAGAAGGCAUUUCAUGCCUAUACACAAGCUUACAAGCUUGGCCGAGUCAAACCCGAUCAACUAAAACACUUAGUGGAUGGUUUAGUAGAUUUCAUGUCUACUAAAGGCGUUGAGCUUUCAUUGGUGCCGAAGAUGGAACACCUGGACAUGUUUUCGUGCUGGACUUGUAGGAGUCUGCUAGUGGACCCUAUUGUUCUGCCAUGUGGGCAUGUUUUUUGUCGAAAAUGUUUAGAAAAGGACGGUACAAAAACUUGUAAAAAGUGCAAAGUCGUGCACUAUCAUUUGGACCUAAAAAAGGCCAAAACAAACGUUGUAAUUUCUGGCAUUUUGGACAAAUUAUUCUUCCCGGAAGUCAACGCAGUCCGAUUAAAGACGGAAGGAAACAAACAUUUUGAGGAAAGAAACUUUCCAAAUGCUAUAACUUCAUACUCAAAAGCCUUGGAAUUCGCCCCCAAUGAUCACCUGCUUGUUAGUAAUCGCUCACAUGCCUACGCCUCACUUGAAAGAUACCAUGAAGCACUGGCAGAUGCUGACAUUAUUAUCAAAUUGCGACCGGAUUGGCCCAAGGCUUAUUAUCGCCGGGGUGCUGCCCUGAGUGGCCUUAACCGCCAUGAGGAAGCUUGUCUGGCAUUCCUCCAAUGUUUGGCGUUGGAUCCAAUGAUUGCUACUGCAAAAACUGCCCUGGCAAAGGAGCUUCAUGCCAUCCUAUCACCCAUUGAGGCUGGAAACCUGAAGCAGGUUGAGCUGGAACAACUCAUGAACCCGUCACCGUGGAUGCAACUGUUCAGUCAGAGGGAGGAGCACCAUCUAUCUGCUGAGAGAAUCAUGAGAGUGAAAGUGAUGCUGAAAGAUACGUUGGUGAAAGCUGGGAUGGCUGAACAAAAUGAGCCAAAUGCAGUGAAAGUAACUGACCUAAAUGUGGACUCUCAACAACGAUGUAUGUCCGCCCCAACAUCCCGUUCACCAUCGCCUCAUUCAUCGCCAUGUCUCAGUCGUCGAUCUGCCUCACUUGCUGAAGAUGAGCUUGUGGAGGGAAGGACUGGUAGUGGUAGGAAACGGGCGAGAGAAUGCGAAUCAGACGAAUCGCACACAGAAAGUCUUAUUAGAUCCGUGCAGAACAAAUUGGCAAGAAGUUCUCUUGCAGGUUUAGCUGAGAAGAAAGCAGACGACGACAAAACGUCGUCUGUGAAAAACAGCGAGGCUCCUGCAGACGUGAAAGAAACCGGACGAAAACCGAAUGUCAGUUUGUUGAGUCAGGAUGAUAUCGAGUGCAGUAUAUGCUCCCGUUUGUACUACAUGCCGGUUGGAACUGCUUGUGGCCACAUCUUCUGUCGUCAGUGUCUUGACCGGUGCUUGGAUCACAGCAACUUUUGUCCACUGUGCAAGAGCUCACUGGCCGAGCAUUUGGCUGAGAGGAGACAGUCUGUAGUAGAGACCAUCGAAGAGUUGAUUACAACAUAUUUCUCCGAUCAGUGGCAGGAACGGAAAAAAAGUUUCGAAGAAGAGAUGUCCGUACUUGUCAAUGGUGGUAAAGAUGAUCAGCAUGAGAUACCAAUCUUUGUGUGUUCCUUGGCCUACCCAACGGUGGCCUGUCCUCUGCAUGUGUUCGAGCCACGCUAUCGGCUGAUGAUCAGACAGAGCAUGGAAUCGGGCACGAGAAAAUUUGGGAUGUGUACUGCUACUGGAAACUCAGAGGGUGAAUUUGCCGACAUUGGUACUAUGUUAGAGAUACGUGACGUCCAAUACUUUGCUGAUGGUCGAUCGAUAGUAGACACAAUUGGUGGCCAGAGAUUCCGAGUGAUUAGUCGUGGUGUAAGAGAAGGGUACAACACUGCCAAGGUCCGAUUUAUGGAAGACGACCCUGUUGCAGCCAAUGACAGAGAUGAAGUGUUAGCAAUCAGCAAGGAAGUUUAUGACCAGAGCAGAGAGUGGUUCCAAGGCCUUUCAAUGCAACAACAAACCCAGAUUACAAGUCAUUUCGGCACCUUCCCUCGCUACGACAGUGAAAACCCCCUUCCACCCAUUGGCCCAAAUUGGGCCUGGUGGGUUACUGCUAUCCUUCCUCUGGAUCCUAGAGCGCAGGUCUCCAUCAUCAGAAUGACUAAUUUGAAAGAACGUCUAGUCGCACUGAAAAAUGUUAUCCAGUUCUUGAACCGCCAGAGGAAUAAAUGACUAUUGCGCUCAGCAGUAUUGGUCUUGUUGGUUUUGGCUAGUUAUGUGACAGGUACACCUUGGGGGAUUGUACUUUUCUUUGGGAUGGUGGCAUACUAUGUUUUGCAUCCAGAAACAAACUUAACUUUACCUAUUAAUGACUUAUGACUGCCAGCCUGGUCCAAAACGGCCUGGGAAUGUCAACUGACUGUCAUAUUUACAAAAAAAUAAUUUGUAUCUGUAAAGAACACAAUUUCAUAUCAUCAUGAGGGCAUUUUUAUAUUCCUAUGUUUAUAUGGGUUUUGAGUCUAUGUUUUCAUAACCUGUCCUCUUAUUUUCCACUUCUUAAAUGCAUACUCGUAGCUUCGGAAAAGUUUGUAACAUGUGGUUCCAAGUAGGCUAAGUAUAAUGCCCUACUGAGAUGAGCUUUUUGCAGCUGUGAUUGUUGAAUGGCCAGUUUAAUUUUCAUCUUCAUUCAUCCCUUUUUGUACAAUUGAUGUUAUCAUAAACAGAGGGCGUGGAUUUGAAUUGGUCAAACCCUUGCUCCAUAAUGGAAUUUAUAAUUUAAUUUUGUAAAUAGAUGAAUUAUCAUCAAAUUUGAUUGUCCAGUUAACAGAUUGAAAGGAGUAUGAAAGGUUUAAAAUAAAAAUAGAUGUGGUUCGGGUGACCCUGGCUUCUUUAGUUGUUUUGGUCCCAUGAAGGAAGAUCAAACUCUUUUUGGCCAAAAUCCUUAUUCCUGUGUUAAGGUUUGAGGUAUAGCUUCUUGAAAUAACCUCCAGAGGCAAUUCUGAGGUAUGAAAACAAUUAAUUUAUAACAGAAGUGUGCAUCAGUAAGUGAACAUUCCAGAAUAAAAUGUAAUGGCGUUAACAUUUUGAGAAGGAAAUAUCCAAAUAUUAAACCAGAUCAUUUCGAUUUUGGUUUUCUUUAAUCGUACUCAUGAUUAUUGUACAUACUGCUUUAGUGUAAUAAGUUGCAUAAAAUAUUUUUCAAGUGUAGGAAGGUUGGGAAUGGGUAUGAAGAAGUCAAUCAUAAAGUUGUGAAUUAGUGUUAUUUCUGAUUUAGAAACUAAUUUUAUGAACAAAAAAAUGGAUUAGUUAUGAAACCCUUGAGAGAAGAGUUUAAAGACACCCUUUCUUUGUGCCUUUAAUUCAAGAAUAGUCACUUAUAUAAUCAGGUAUGCUCAAACCAAAGCUUUUUACUGUGUCGGCAUGUUUAAGUCUGCUGAACAGUAGGCCUAGUUUACAUGCAAGAGUCCCAAGUGUAACUGGCAUGCUUCAACUGGCUUAACAUGGCAACACAGUAUUUAAGACCUCGUUUGUACAUUACAAUGAUAUUUUUUCAAAGUGCAUGUUGUAAUAUCGGUAUUAGGAUGUUCUGAAUCACCUGAAAUCAUUUCUUAUUUAAUGAUCUGUAAGUAGAAUUGCUAUUAAUUAGGAGGGGCAAUCCAUUAGGUACAUGUGGUGGAUAACUCGUAUUGGGAGGGUAAUCCAUAACAUUUAUUGUCAUGUAAUCACACCUAAAUGCUCAAAAUAAACAAUGCAGUGGUCUUCCAAAUUUGGCAUCAUCAUUGUUUUGAAAGCGUCAAGUGGCGGGGAAAGGGUUGUUGUGUUCCAAACGAAUGUGAACAUCUUAUGUCAAUAGCCCGAGAUGAACUUUAUAUGUGAGUGUAAGUUAUUUGCAGCAUCUUUCUGAAGACAUUGUGAUACCCUCCUUUUGUUAUAAGCAGUGCCUAAUGGAUAUAAAAUAGUAAAGGGUGGAGUUUUCUUUUGCUAAACCUGUAUGUUAUAUAUAUUUUAUCAAUAUCUAAACACCCAAAAAGAAUGAUUCUGUAAUAAAAUAUAUGCUGGUGAAAUACAA